UCUUCAGCAGUAUUGUCUGUUACUAAGCUCAAAGCAAACAGAGGCUUGGAGGAUGAGUGAGCUGGAGCAGUUACGGCAGGAAGCGGAGCAGCUUCGGGGUCAGAUCAAGGAUGCUAGGAAAGCAUGUGGUGACACAACACUCAGUCAGAUGACAACAAGUCUAGAUUCUGUGGGAAGAAUCCAGAUGAGAACAAGGCGUACACUUCGGGGUCACUUAGCUAAGAUUUAUGCCAUGCACUGGGGAUAUGACUCAAGGCUACUAGUCAGUGCUUCCCAAGAUGGAAAACUAAUCAUUUGGGAUAGCUAUACAACAAAUAAGAUGCAUGCCAUUCCUUUGAGAUCCUCCUGGGUGAUGACCUGUGCUUACGCUCCCUCUGGGAAUUAUGUUGCUUGUGGUGGUUUGGACAACAUCUGUUCCAUCUACAACCUGAAAACCAGAGAAGGCAAUGUGAGAGUGAGCCGGGAGUUGCCAGGCCACACAGGCUAUUUGUCCUGCUGCCGUUUCUUAGAUGACAACCAAAUUGUUACAAGUUCAGGAGAUACAACCUGUGCUUUAUGGGACAUUGAAACUGGCCAGCAGACCACCACAUUCACUGGACAUACUGGAGAUGUGAUGAGUCUCUCUCUAAGUCCUGACAUGAAAACUUUCGUUUCUGGUGCUUGUGAUGCCUCUUCUAAACUCUGGGAUAUCCGAGAUGGAAUGUGUAGGCAGUCUUUCAUUGGGCAUGUGUCAGAUAUUAAUGCUGUCUGUUUCUUUCCUAAUGGGCAUGCUUUUGCCACUGGCUCUGAUGAUGCCACUUGCCGACUCUUUGACCUUCGUGCAGACCAAGAGUUGAUGAUGUAUUCUCACGAUAAUAUCAUCUGUGGAAUCACUUCUGUCGCCUUCUCAAAAAGUGGGCGCCUCUUGCUAGCUGGUUAUGAUGAUUUUAACUGUAAUGUAUGGGACACGUUGAAAGGAGAACGUGCAGGUGUCCUUGCUGGCCAUGACAACCGUGUCAGCUGUCUAGGUGUUACUGAUGAUGGCAUGGCUGUAGCAACAGGAUCUUGGGACAGUUUUCUUAGAAUCUGGAAUUAACUGGGUUGUAAUGUUUUACAUUCUCCGUUGAGAUCUGGAGAGAUCAAUGCUGCAGCCUGUAGCUGUGAAAUAACAUUUCUACCUUGUAUUUGCAGGUGAAGUUUGGUUUUUUUCCUAGUCACUAUUACACACACACACACACACACACACACACACACACAAAGGCUUUCUGUAAAC
Molecule: messenger RNA, 1252 nt
Organism: Vombatus ursinus (common wombat)
Lineage: Eukaryota; Metazoa; Chordata; Mammalia; Diprotodontia; Vombatidae
Gene: GNB4
Product: G protein subunit beta 4
Exons: 9
Coding region: 53-1075 (340 amino acids)
Biological process (GO): G protein-coupled receptor signaling pathway
Cellular component (GO): cytoplasm; heterotrimeric G-protein complex
Molecular function (GO): protein binding; signaling receptor complex adaptor activity
Source: RefSeq, a predicted model, not a curated record